This is a messenger RNA of Phascolarctos cinereus (koala), 5678 nucleotides long. It is a transcript of the gene GSDME, whose product is annotated as gasdermin E. Gene Ontology annotation, cellular component: cytoplasm. Gene Ontology annotation, biological process: programmed cell death. NCBI's taxonomy places the organism in Eukaryota, Metazoa, Chordata, Mammalia, Diprotodontia, Phascolarctidae. The record is from RefSeq and is a predicted model, not a curated record.
AAAAAGCUGUGGUUCGCAGGCCCCGUUUUAUUUCCAGUGCUUCCCCCACGAGGAGCAAGGAUCCCAGGGGCCUGAGCCUUGGGAGACAAGUGGGGCUGAGGGGGGUGUCUCAGAGAGAGCACCUCCUCUUCCUCCUCCUCCUCCUGGACGCUGCCGCUUUGUUUCUGUCUCUCCUCCUGGGCAGGACCCGAGAUCACCUGGACCAAGAAGUGGCUCCGACGCUCACUGCCCGACUUCUCAGGGACACUGGAUCCGCAGCUGCCCAGCCGGCCCCGGAUAAACAUCCCCGGGUCCUUCAUCUGAGCCUGCCGAGUCACAGAUGCCAACCCAUCGUGGUCGCCCUCUUCUAGGUGAGUCCUCAGGAUGUUUGCCAAGGCCACCAGGAAUUUUCUGAAAGAUACUGACCCGGGAGGGGACUUGAUCCCAGUAAAGAGCCUGAAUGACUCAGACACGUUACAGCUUAUGAGUUUGGUGGUGAAGAAAAAAAAGUUUUGGUGUUGGCAGAGACCCAAGUACCAGUUUUUAUCAGCCACCAUCAAUGACAUCCUGACCAAAGAUCAGUUUGUGAAUCCAGUUGUGGUUGAGUCAGACUUUGUGAAGUAUGAGGGGAAAUUUGAAGAUGUCGUGAAGGGCACCGUAGAGACUGUCUUGGGGAGGAUCACCCUGAACGCCGGAGGAGCAGGCUUGGUGGAGAGCCAGUCUUCCUUUGGGACGCUGCGAAAACAGGAGGUAGACCUGCAGCAGCUCAUCAGGGAGGCUGUGGAUAGGACGAUAAAUCUGAAGAGUCCUCUGCUGCAGCAGGUUCUGGAAAGGAAGAAAGAGGUCCUGUGCAUCUUGACACAAAAGAUCAUGACGACACAGAAGUGUGUGAUCUCUGAGCACGUCCAGAUAGAAGAGAAAUGUGGUGGCGUGGUGGGCCUCAAGACCAAGAGGGUGCAGGUUUCCGUGAGUGAAGAUGGGAACGUGAAGAGAGAUUCCAACGUGGUCCUCGAGAUCCCGGCAUCCACCUCCAUCGCCUACAGGGUCCUGGAGCUGUACGUCAAGAAGGAUGGCCAGUUUGAAUUCUGCUUGCUGCAGGAGAAACAAGGCGGCUUUGAGCGAGAGAGUACAGAUGGCCCCGAUCACCUGGAUGCUGGGAUCUUUGGAGAGUUCCUCUUCCUCUUCACGCCAGACGCUGUGGAUGGGAAUUCUGAGGCUGCAAAGCUCGUGCCUGCGGAGGGGCCAUUAAGCUCCUUAAAAGAUGGGUUGCUGCUCUUGGAGAGGAAUUUCCGUCCCUUUGUGGAGCUGUCAGGGCAUCACCAAGCAGCUCUGUGUGAAAUCCUCUGGGAAAUCCUGUUCAACGAUGAAUUGGUGGUGGCCCUGGACACCAUGCUUGAUGACCUCUUUACGGGUGGAAGCCCCCAGCUGACCACACUCACGGAGCUGAGCCACGUCCAGCAGCAGCAGCUCGCUACCUUCCUGGGGCUGGCAGGACUCCAAGUGCAGAAGGAUUUGCUGGUGCGGCAGGAUACUCGGAGCAAUCAGGAAUUGCUGUCCACCAUCUAUUUCUUCAUCAGUGCUCUGGCAGAGAUGCCAGACAACACACCCGCUCUGAUGGGCAUUUGCUGCAAGCUACACAUGGUGCCGGCAUUGUGUCACUUGCCUCAAGUGACAUCUGCUGACGGCUUUUCUGAACUUGGAGAUCCGAGCCUGGCCCCUCUUAAUGACGCAGAAAGAUUUGAGAUUGUGCAGAAACUGUUUGCUCUCUCAAACAUCACCCUGGAACGAGGGGAGGCGGCCGUGAAGGCCGUCAUUAUGAAGAAGCCUCAGUAUCUCCCCCUCCUUCUUUAUAUAAUCCUGAAUGGACUUUGUGCUUUGGAAAGAAAAGACGAGUGAAGCUGUCAGAGGUAAGAAUCACAUGACUCUCUUCUGAGAAGGAAAUUAAACAGUCUCACUCAACUUGACAAAAAACUUCAGUCUUGUCACAGAAAAUUCAGGAUUAGAGCUCCAAACGGUCAGAGCAGACUCAGGCCGACUUCUCACAGCUGCUCCAGAAGAGGGAACAUUCUCGAUCAAGAGUAAGGCAGAGGUGAGGGCGGGGGAAGUGGCAGCUAAGGCUGCAGUGGCCACUGGCAUCAUCUCCCUAACUGGAGAAAGCCCACCCUGGGAACCCAGGAGAUGGAUUAGGGUCAAUGACCAAACCCUUUCCAACCCAGACAUAAGAUUAGAAGAAGAAAAGCAGAUGGGUGUGUGUGCACACGUGCAUACACAACACCCACUGCAGGCAGAAAAUCAAGUAAAGAGAAAAGUCUUCACCCACCUCCAGCCCAGGAGAGCCAGUCAAUCUGACAAUCUUCAUAAACUCCUGGGCCAACAGAAGAGCAGCUCUAAAAACAUGGCUCUAGGGGCAGCUAGGUGGCGCAGUGGAUACAGCACUGGUCCUGAAGUCAGGAGGACCCGAGUUCAAGUGCGGCCUCAGCCCAAACACUUGACACUUACUAGCUGUCUGACUCCAAUUGCCUUAAAGAAAAUGGCCCUUUCUCCUUUCAAAGGCAUUUUAUCACAACAUUAAAAUGACCAGUUCCUAGUAAAGUAACUUGAGACUUUUUUCUUACUUGCUGAUUAAAAAUUCAAAGUUACAGGUAGUGAUACUUUCUGGGUUAUUUCUUUCCCACCUGCUCUUCAGAAGUCAGACGAGUACCUGUAUGUGGGCAGUACCACAGUCUUCGAAACCACAGACAGGAAUCCAGCAAAGCCAAGAACUCUGGCGUAAUUAAGGAUUGUAACGCCAGCCAUGGGAUUAGACGUUCGGCUUUAUUAUGCAAGACACACCUGAUGGGACAUCAGUUCUGAGACAGAAUUUGGUUAUUUUAUACAGUCUGAUGAUACAUAUGUGCGUGUAUAUACAUACACACAGUAUGUAUACGAAACAUGGCAACAUCUGAAAAAAGCGAGCAGUUAUCUCUUUACACAGAAGCUUCAGAACUGCCUCCUCCUCAUUAGCACAGAAUGAUUUUCAGAACCCCUGACAGAUAUUUAAAUACAACAAUGUUAAGUUUUGGGUAAAGAAAAAGAAUCCAGACCCUCAAACUGGGGGUGUCAGGAGUCAAACAGCAGGUGACAUGAUGGAUUAUUGCUGGCCAAUUUACAAGGCUUUUGACCUGCAAAGCCUCAUGAAUUAACAAGUGUGCAUGAGCCCAUGGUCAUCGAUCCUUCCCUGGAAGCUGUGGUCCUGCCUAAUGAGUGAAGAGAGUCCUUUGGCAUAUGGUACAUGCUGAUACAUAAUUAGCUCUAUGUUACCAUGAGCUUUUGGGAAGGGGACGUCUUCUACAGCUCAUGAUGAAACCUCAAAGCAGCCCAGACAGACCAACCUGGCUGUAAACCUGAUUUCCCCCAGGGGUAUCUGAGCUAUUGCCUCUCCUCAGGAAAUGCUUCAUGCCUAGAUUUGUUUGCUGUUUUAAAUAAAAUUCAGAUUGACAAGCCAGCCGCCAUAAAAAGCAACAUCUUGUGUGGUCUGGAUCAAUCACUGCACCGCCUGUUGCGUUGGGCAACACCAUUUCUAUUUUAGGGGUAAGCAAAAUUUAGCAUGAGUGUAGACCACAUCACACCACAAUGAAGUCCCAAUGGAACUAGCUGCCAGAGGGAAAGGUAUUUUGGUCCAAACACAGCUCCUCCCAUGGGCCAAUGGCAUCUUCACCAAGGAAAAUCAUCUUCAAGGUUGUUUAUAUGUUUCAAAAGACUGUUCAAAUUCUAUUUCCCACUUGAUAAAAACAUGAUGGUCAACGUUUCUACCUCUCCUCAUUUAAGGGAAAUUUCUAAUACAUGACCUUCAAUCUCAACGACUCCUUCCAGAUUAAGUCAGCAUCUGGUCCCAAGCAGCCCUCCAAACCCAUUACCAGGAUGGCAGAACAUCCUCCACACACAGCAUCUGGAAUCACUUCAAACCAUUCCCUUAUCAUCAAGGCGCCCUAUACCUCCUGGCUUUACUCCAAAAGGUAUAUAACACAGGUGUCCCUACCUCCAAGAACCCCUGGAGAAACCUCCAACACUUCAGUGCAGAAGGUCUACACUCCUCGUCAGGUGACUCUGGGGGGCCCCGCCAUAUGGGAGCUACUCUGCUGUGAGAUAUGGCCCUAGGUGGUUUGGCAAUCCUAAAGGGAGUGGAAGGAAACCCACAAACUGGCUCCCUUUUCCCAGAAAGGAGGCCCCUGGAAUGCCCUAAAGACACCCUAGGAUCAAGGGUUUGGAGCUGGAAGGGCCUCAUUUUACAGAUGGACUUGGUCCAGGUCACAUGGUGCUGAGGAGCAGAGGUGGGCUGGCCUUCAGGGCUUCCCUUUGGCCCUGUGAGGUCCCCAGACACCCACCAGGUGGCCGAGCCCCAUCCUUGUGGCCAUUCUGCCUCUAAAAGCCACAUGUUCAGUGUUGUCCAUCCCUGAUUAGGACACUGUGAUAACUGAGAGUGAAGGAGGCCAAGGAGAUGAAAGUGCUCCAAGCCCAUUUCAGGCACAUACACCAGUAGUAAGGGAAGUCCAUCCCUCCUAACAGACAGCCUUCUAAAGAUACUCGGUGCAGCCCAUUAUGACGGGAUGAAGGAGGAGGCAUGUCAGCUAACAAUCCACGAGUCCAGAGUUGCCUCUGUCCUGGUGCUGCCCAGAGACAGCUCCUGCCCCACCGGGCCGUCCUUCCUAGGAAGCCAACGCACCCCUGACAGGGCACAAAUUCCCAUCUCCCUUUUGUUGCGUUUUACAUCAGGCAGUGAUCGAGCUUAACCGCACCACCACCUUAAAAAUACAAAACACAGAAACCCUAAAAUCACAGGCCCCCUAACUUGUGUUGUGAGAAGACAAGAGUGGUGGAAAUAGAUACUUAUUAAACACUGUGACUAUCUUAGAGAAUAUUUUCUGGGAGAUGCUAAAUACCCACCCUAAGUCUAAGAAAGGGAUCCAUGUGUUACGGCUAGAAAACAACAGGAUCUGAAAAAAUACCCAGCGGUUGAACUCUUGGAUAGCGCAGUGUCUUAAUGAAUGAUAUAAUUACUUCAAGCAAUCUGUGCCCUGUCCCAUCAUGCACAUCUCAGUCCUUGAAAACCCAAGGCAUCACUGGAAGUCUCCAUUUUUCUUACAAGGUCCUGACCAGAGUCCUCUUCUUCCUGGUGCCGUGGGGGAAGCAAUCCUCAGGAGUUGCCUCGCCAGCCCCCAGACCACCAAACCCAGCGAGAUUCAGGCACCUACCCCUGCCUGUGAAGUGAUACUGCAAUACGCAAAUCAUAGAGCAACAGGCCCCAGGAAAGCACCUGGCUGGCUACCCGCAUCCUUCUCCAAGUGUCUGCAGCAGGAUUUCUAUGCAUACCAAUGUGAAUGCAGAAAUUUGCAUAUUAUGAUGUGAAUGAGUCCAAGGAGGCAAAAACACUCGCCCCCCAUCAUUAAGCAUGAAGCACGUUUCACAACAGAAACGUGCUGCAUAAAGAACAUCUAUUGAGAGCAUCUAGCAAUACCUUUCACCUUUCACAAGCUAUUCAAUGGAUAUGGUUCUCAACACAACACAGCACAAAUAUCCCAUCAGAGCACAUCUCAUAAACACAAGGUUCACUCACAAAUACCUCAAAAUGGAAAAUCAAGAGAAUCUUUAAAUAUCACUGGAAUUUACAGAUGUCAAAUAUAACUGCUGACCAUAUCAUAAUAAAAAGCUUUAUAAAUUAA